AUGUCUAGUCCCAGUGAUAUACAAAUAGGUGAACAACAGCAACAGCAGCCACUGCAUGCGGGUGACCAACAACCUGGAGGGCAGGUUUCCCAACAGGAAAACCACCGUCACCAUCACCACGGACAUCAUCAUCAGCAACAACAACAACAACAGCAGCAGCCCCAGAUUGAUCCCAAUGCUAAUCCAAACAACAGGAUUGGCAAAUACCAAGUGAUCAAGACCCUUGGUGAAGGAUCCUUUGGUAAAGUCAAGCUUGCUCAACACUUGACAACUGGGCAACGAGUUGCUUUAAAGAUUAUCAACAGAAAAACAUUGGCCAAGUCAGAUAUGCAAGGUAGGGUCGAGCGAGAAAUCUCCUAUCUACGGCUAUUAAGACACCCCCACAUCAUCAAACUCUAUGAUGUUAUCAAGUCAAAAGAAGAUAUAAUCAUGGUUAUCGAGUUUGCUGGCAAGGAGUUGUUUGAUUACAUUGUGCAACGGGGCAAGAUGCCGGAAGAUGAAGCUAGAAGGUUUUUCCAACAAAUCAUUGCCGCUGUUGAAUACUGCCAUAGACACAAGAUUGUUCAUCGAGAUUUGAAACCGGAAAAUUUGCUUUUGGAUGAUCAACUCAAUGUCAAGAUUGCCGAUUUCGGAUUGAGUAACAUCAUGACCGAUGGUAAUUUCCUCAAGACUAGCUGUGGGUCACCAAACUAUGCUGCCCCUGAGGUCAUUUCCGGGAAAUUGUAUGCUGGUCCUGAAGUUGACGUGUGGUCUGCAGGCGUCAUCUUGUACGUGAUGCUUUGUGGUAGGUUACCCUUUGAUGAUGAAUUUAUUCCAGCCUUGUUCAAGAAAAUCAGUAAUGGUGUUUACACCUUGCCCAACUACUUGAGCAGUGGAGCCAAGCACUUGUUGACAAGAAUGUUGGUUGUCAACCCGUUGAAUAGAAUCACCAUUCACGAAAUCAUGGAAGACGAAUGGUUCAAAAAGGAUAUGCCCGAGUACUUGUUGCCGCCUGAUUUGUCAAAGAGCAAGCACAACAAAAUCGAGAUUGACGAAGAUGUGAUUCGUGCUUUGUCGAUGACUAUGGGUUACGAUCGAGAUGAAAUCAUCAAUGUUAUUGCCCGCUCGAAUCAACAUGCAGCACCACAAGAACAGAGCAACGAAAUUUUAGAUGCUUAUUUGUUGAUGAAGGAGAAUCGCACUUUGGUGAGGGAUUUGAAGAAAUCCCAUACUGAUAACGUUGACAGUUUCUUGUGCUCGUCGCCACCACCAAGCUCGGGCAUUGCUGGUGGAAGCAACACCACGGGACCCAACGGGUUCAGUUCAACAAGCAGUGCCCCCGGAGUGCAACAGUCCUUAACGUAUCAAACACUCGCCACGGUUCCCGACUUGUCCAAUUUGCCCAAUUCCUCUAUUGCCAUCUUGCCUUCGAGUUUGCCAUCGAUUCACAGAGCGUACAUGAGCGAGCACCAACUCAGUGGCCAAAAUGCCCAGCCUGUGGCCCCGACAAAAAAGUCUAAAACAAGAUGGCAUUUCGGUAUCAGAUCGAGAUCGUACCCUUUAGACGUUAUGGGUGAAAUCUACCAUGCGUUGCAAAACCUCGGAGCCGAAUGGGCAAAACCCGCGGAAGAAGAGUUGUGGACGAUAAAAGUUCGAUGGAAGUACGAUGUCAAGAGUAAUACCACUGCAGUCGCAACAUCCACAACGACGCCAAACUUGAUGAAGAUGCAAAUUCAAUUAUUUCAAUUAGAGCCAAAUAAUUAUUUGGUUGACUUUAAGUUUGAUGGUUGGGAACUGCUGGAUAGAAACGCCAAUGAUUCCAACAGCAGUAGCAGUAGCACCGCCAACAACAACAACAACAACAAUAAUAAUAAUAAUAGCUUGGAGUUGCUGGAUGAAGUUGGUAGUUUUUCAGCGUAUCCCUUUUUACAUUUAGCCACUAGAUUGAUUAUGGAAUUAGCCGUCAACAGUCAAAAUAGUUGA
This is a messenger RNA of Lodderomyces beijingensis, 1962 nucleotides long. The record is from the annotation of a GenBank genome assembly. Lineage: Eukaryota; Fungi; Ascomycota; Pichiomycetes; Serinales; Debaryomycetaceae.